Molecule: messenger RNA, 1590 nt
Organism: Oncorhynchus mykiss (rainbow trout)
Lineage: Eukaryota; Metazoa; Chordata; Actinopteri; Salmoniformes; Salmonidae
Source: RefSeq, a predicted model, not a curated record
UGCAGAAAUAAUAAAUAGUGGGGAGAGAGUUGUGAUUGAAUGUUUGUUUGUACAGUUAUGGCUGUAAUGUUAUUAUUUUGUGUUCUCACUAAACACCCACAUUUGUAUUUGUGUGGGAAAUGUUUGUAGGCUAUGGUGUUUGCUGUUUGUAUUUCAUUGAACUUUAGGCCCAUACAAAGACAAAUCACACAACAUAGACUACCAAAUAACCUUAGGCAAAAAUACACGAAAUAAAAGUCAAGUGAAAAUAGUUAUAAAUGACUUUAUCAAUUAUGAGUAGCUAAACAUUAUCGACUUUUGGACACUGAUGCGCAGGAGAACCCCUAGCUGUCAAUCAAGCAGGCGCGGUGAACGGAUUAUGACGCUCAAGCGUUCCAAAUGACGCAACAAUACAGCUCCAGACCAGAGAAAGUUAAUGCCGAGGAUAUUAUUCGGUUCAACACUAAAACUGAGGUUUGACACGUGUGAUUUGAGGCUAGAGCUUGAGGACUCAACUCUGAAGACUGUUUCUGAAUUCACUGACCUGAAAUAAAACUUGUAGACCUUUCCUGCAGUCUCUGAGGAGAUGGACACCUCUUCUUCUUCUGGACGAUCUCCGUCUCCUACUGGGACUGUCUUCUUACCCCCUCCUAUCAUGUGGAACAGUCUCUACAAGCAGGCAGAGAUGGAGGUUUACUUCCCGAGAGAAGAGAAGAAGACCUGUACAGAGAAGGAAGCCCACAUGCUUGAGUUGAUGGGGAAGGAUCAAACGAUCCGAAAUCAGAAGAAGGAGAUGGGCAGACUUCAAGUGUGCCUCUGGGAGGAGGAAAAGAAGAAGAGGAAUGGUGGAACGGAGAAGGACAAGAUCAUUGAACAAUUACAGUCUGAGACAGACCACCUCAGAGCCCUUUUAAAAGAUGAAAGGAGGAGAAGAAGAGUAGAAAGGGGUAUACUGAAAGAGUGGAAGGCUGAGAUCCUGAGACUGAGGGAGGCAGAGAGCCAGAGGGAGGCAGAGAGCCAGAGGGAGUCAGAGAGCCAGAGGGAGGCAGAGAGCCAGAGAGAUGCAGAAAGACAGAGAGAAGCAGAGAGACAGAGAGAAGCAGAGAGACAGAGAGAAGCAAAGAGACAGAGAGAAGCAGAGAGACAGAGGGAGGCAGAGAGAGAGAGGGAAGCAGAGAGACAGAGGGAGGCAGAGAGACAGAGAGAAGCAGAGAGACAGAGGGAAGCAGAGAGACAGAGGGAAGCAGAGAGAGCCACAGAAGCAAUGGAGCACCAGAGAAAACUGCAGGAGAUCCACAGACUCAACCAACUGCUGGAUCUACUGAUGGUGGACCUACAACUGGCCCACGUAAGACAUGUCAUUGUUAUUAUUAAAAGGCAGUGUAUAUUUACCCAGCUGAAAAUGAAUAGUGGCAGACAGCGGUACGCUAACCCAAUGUUAACUUUCAUUCCUUUCCUUAACCCUUACCUUAACCUCACUGAAACUAUACCUAACCUUUACCUUAACCCAACCCUAGGUCCUGAACCUAACCAUCAUUUAUCUCAACCCCUAUGCCUUUCUUCUGCCGGUUGAAUAUCCACUUCCUUAUUAACGUCAUUCCUGUUGUUGUU